AUGCGCUCUGGGGGCGGUUUGCACCUGGGCAGUGAGAAGACGAAGGAGGCCCUGCUGGAGCUGAAGGCCGAGCUGGAGAACAACCCCAAAGUGGUGGCACACUACCCAGUGGAGGUGCGCUUUGCUCGGGGGGACGACAUCUUGCUGAGUCCCUGUUUCCAGAGAGACAGCUGCUACAUGAACAUCAUCAUGUACAGGCCCUACGGGAAGGACGUGCCCCGGCUGGACUAUUGGCUGGCCUAUGAGAGCGUCAUGAAGAAGGCUGGGGGGCGACCGCACUGGGCAAAGGCUCACACUUGUACCCGGAAGGACUUUGAGAAGAUGUAUCCCGGCUUCCGGAAGUUCUGCACCAUGCGGGAGGAGCUGGAUUGCACCGGCAUGUUCCUGAACGCGUACCUGGAGAAGGUGUUUUAUUGAGGGAGGACGGGACGCAGGAGAAGAGAAAUGAAGCUUGCCAGCCCAUCUCCCGUGCUCUGUCCUUUAGAGAUGGACAAUGCUCCUUGUGAGACUUGCUCCUUCCAUGAUGUCCCCCAGAUUAGAACCCAACCAUUAUCUCUCUCAGCUUCCAGCACGUCCCGUCUCCAUCUCUGAGGUUGGAAGCUCUUGAGUCAGGGACUGUCCUCAUUUAGUGUCCUGUACAGCUCCGAACGCAUUGUUAGAGAGAACACAUCAAUAAAGAACCAACAGUGAAUGGAAA
Malaclemys terrapin pileata is the source of this 697-nucleotide messenger RNA. Its product is annotated as L-gulonolactone oxidase-like. The record is from RefSeq and is a predicted model, not a curated record. The coding region runs from base 1 to 417 and encodes 138 amino acids. Gene Ontology annotation, molecular function: D-arabinono-1,4-lactone oxidase activity. Gene Ontology annotation, cellular component: membrane. Lineage: Eukaryota; Metazoa; Chordata; Testudines; Emydidae. The transcript has 3 exons.